Austrofundulus limnaeus is the source of this 1545-nucleotide messenger RNA. It is a transcript of the gene slc25a1b, whose product is annotated as slc25a1 solute carrier family 25 member 1b. Gene Ontology annotation, biological process: mitochondrial citrate transmembrane transport. Gene Ontology annotation, molecular function: citrate secondary active transmembrane transporter activity. The coding region runs from base 465 to 1418 and encodes 317 amino acids. The transcript has 9 exons. Lineage: Eukaryota; Metazoa; Chordata; Actinopteri; Cyprinodontiformes; Rivulidae. The record is from RefSeq and is a predicted model, not a curated record. Gene Ontology annotation, cellular component: mitochondrion.
AAACAGAAACACUUAAUAAUUAAAAUGUUGUUUUUUCUCGUUUUGACUUUUCAUCUCUUUAUUAUGACUUUGAAACUCAAGAGUUUGUAUUUCAUAAUUUUAAGUGAAACUCAUAAAUAUGAUCUUUUAUUAUGACUGAAAUUCCUUCUAUUAGAGAAAUUCAUUAUUUUCAGCAGCUCUUCUGGUGGAAGCUGUCCCUUCUUCAUCUCGCCGGUCCUCCUUAAAAAACAAACAUGGCGUCUUUUCCGUGUUGGGGGAGGAUAAAAGUCAUGUCGGUCCCGCCCCGGGUGCCACGGAGGGAAGUUUACUGUCAAAGUACACGGACAUCAUGGACUGUUGAUCAAGACCGGGUCCAAGGGUCCAACCUGGGUCCACUUCACGUGUUCCGCUCCGGACCACAGCAGCAUUCUGCAGCAGGACCUGAAGCUGAGACUUAGAAGAAGUUCGGCCGAAGCUGUGCAGUCAUGUCCGGGUCCAGCAGACUGAUGAGUCCGUUUCAAACACCGCGUUGUUUGUCUGCUGCAGCUCCGGCGGGAAAAGCCAAACUGACUCACCCCGGAAAAGCCAUUCUGGCAGGUGGGAUUGCAGGAGGUAUAGAGAUCUGCAUCACCUUCCCCACAGAGUAUGUAAAGACACAGCUGCAGCUGGAUGAGAAGGCAAAUCCUCCCAAAUACAGAGGAAUUGUGGACUGUGUGAAGCAGACCGUGAGCAGUCAUGGGGUGAGAGGACUCUACAGAGGUCUGGACUCUCUCCUCUAUGGAUCUAUACCCAAAGCAGCUGUCAGGUUUGGGAUGUUUGAGUUUCUCAGCAAUAAGAUGCGAGAUGAGAGCGGAAAGCUGGACAGCAAGAGAGGAUUCCUCUGCGGCCUUGGAGCGGGAGUUGCAGAAGCAGUGGUUGUAGUCUGUCCUAUGGAGACAGUUAAGGUUAAAUUCAUUCAUGAUCAAACUUCAGCAAACCCAAAGUACAAAGGAUUUUUUCAUGGUGUGAGGGAGAUUAUCAGAACUCAAGGACUGAAGGGGACCUAUCAGGGUCUGACUGCCACAGUGCUGAAACAAGGCUCCAAUCAGGCCAUCCGCUUUUACGUCAUGACCUCACUGAGAAACUGGUACAAAGGUGAUGACCCGAACAAAAUUAUCAAUCCCGUGGUAACUGGGCUGUUUGGAGCCUUCGCUGGUGCUGCCAGUGUGUUUGGGAACACUCCACUGGAUGUCAUCAAGACCAGGAUGCAGGGUCUGGAGGCUCACAAGUACAAAAGCACUAUGGACUGUGCUGUUCAGAUCAUGAAGCACGAAGGACCAAUGGCGUUCUACAAAGGUACUGUGCCCCGUUUGGGUCGGGUGUGUAUGGAUGUUGCCAUAGUCUUCGUCAUCUAUGAAGAAGUGGUCAAGGUCUUGAACAUGGUGUGGAAGACUGACUGAGACAAACCCUUCGGUGCUACAACUUGGAGUGUUGGGAAAGCUGAUCCACGUUACUAAAUGGACCUAAAGCUGUCUCCUUAAAUCCUGCUUCUAGGUUCUAAUAUCUACCUCCAAGUAUUUUCAAACA